Messenger RNA from Desarmillaria tabescens, 2215 nucleotides. Its product is annotated as ankyrin repeat-containing domain protein. Gene Ontology annotation, biological process: protein localization to ciliary inversin compartment. The coding region runs from base 197 to 2134 and encodes 645 amino acids. Lineage: Eukaryota; Fungi; Basidiomycota; Agaricomycetes; Agaricales; Physalacriaceae. Gene Ontology annotation, cellular component: ciliary inversin compartment. Gene Ontology annotation, molecular function: protein binding. The transcript has 2 exons. The record is from RefSeq and is a predicted model, not a curated record.
AGCGGUGGCUUAAUGAUAGGUCCUCUCGGCGCUAUCCAAAGGACAGUUCAUAGAGACCCUCUAAGAAGAAGCAAGUGGCAAGAAAUCUUCGAUGUUAUUUGUGCGUCGAACGACCUUCGAUGUAUGUCUCCGGAUCCCAACAGGUCAUUUGUCGACGUAAGAGUAGACCUUUUCAUGCUCGCCAUACACAUGGCUUAUGUGUUCCCAGUAUUUUACUCAAUCGUGGUGUCGUCAACGAGAAAUAUCGUGGAAUAUCUUCCAGUCUCAAGGAUUAUGGUUGCCAACCAUUCCGAUACCGUCUACGUCAUCUGCUGAUGAUAAUGCCUAUUCUGAUGUUGUUCUUCGGGAGUUGGAAAGCUCAAUACAAUCGAGACCUUCUGACUGGAUCACCACUAUCAGACUCGCCCUUCACUAUUUCAUGAGUCGCGACUUAGAUAUCAUGGAGAGCUUGCUGCGACGUUUUGUCCAAAGUGAUAUUGCCGAGCUCGGUGAAUAUGGGAGUCCUCUCCUCCACCUAGCCGUUCGAGUGGACGCUGUCGAUGUUAUACGUGCGCUGCUCGUCAAGGGAGCUGACGUUCAUGCCGCUGAUAUCAUAGAAGAUCAGACACCGUUACAUGCAGUUCGCUCUGCUGAAGCCGCACGAGCAUUAAUAGAGUUCGGAGCGAACGUAAACGCGCUGAAGCGCUCUACUCCUCUUCAUUUGUGUAUAUCAGCAGACAUAGCCGAAGCUUUGUUGCAAAACGGCGCUGAUGUCAACGCCCCUGACAAUUACUACCGUUCCCCGGCUCUACAUACUGCUCGAUCUCCCGGCAUCGUUCGGGUUCUCCUCAAGUACGGUGCAGAUCCGUUGAGUAAGGAUCGAUUCGGAGAUACAGCGCUGCACCGCGCCGUUUCUGACGAGGUGGCUCAGUGUCUGAUGGAGACCUGUCCUGAACUUGUCUACGUCAAAGGCGCUCUUGAUGGUACACCCCUUCAUCGUCGUGUGGCAGAUUGGUCUGCGGAGACCAUACGAAUGGUGAUUCGUCUGGGUGCAGAUGUAGAUGCACCCAAUUCGGAUGGAGACACUGCCCUCCUCAGGUCGCAUGAGUUCACCGGUUUCCUGUCCAACGUGGAGGGCGUGCGUGUCCUCAUCGAGGCAGGAGCCAAAGUGCCGUUACCCAAGGGUGACUUCCUUUCGGCGACGCCGUUGCACGAAACUGUUUCACCGCCUUUGAUGGAGUACCUCCUGGAACAUGGCUUUCGGCCGUAUGUUAACAUUCGACUGAAAACGAAUGAUCAGACUCCGUUACACGUUGUAGCCGCUCGCGACAUGGCGCUUCAUAAAUCAUGGUCGGUUCGCCUUGGUAACCAAGGUCGCAGGGGCGGAGAGCCAGCAUCUUCGUCUACGCAGUACGGUGGAAUAGCACAUCUCCUCGAGCAGUCCUCCUUGGUUCCAUCCGUGGACUUGAUGAAGGUUCUCCUUAAAUAUGGCGCCUCCCCAAACAUCGGUGAUGAUGAGGGAGACACACCCCUUCAUUUUGUGGCGCGAAAUUCUGUUGGCCACCUGGAGAAUCUCGACCUUCUACGUCUUCUGUUGGAAGCAGGCGCAGACAUCAGUGCUCGGAACUCUGCAGGCGAGACGCCUCUUCACUGUGCUGCUCGCACCGAGACCGUCCUCGAGUUUCUUCGUUUGGGGGCGGAUCCAACGCUCGCUGAUCACCAAGGUGUAACCAUCCUUCAUAACGCAUGGCGCUUCACUGGAGAUUGCGCGCGCAUAGUCAAAGCCCUUACUGAGCAUGGUGCAGAUGUUGAUGCUGCAGAUAAGCAAGGAUCCAGGCCAUUGCACUAUGCGUGUCGUGGCUAUGGGAAGAGUAGCCUAGGCCUGUCGCAGAUCCAGCGCUGGGCACAAAGUACGCGCUUUCACCAAGGGACCCCUCAUUUACAACCUACCAUCUUCGCUGCAUUCGAGAAUGCUCUCCCGACCGUCAGGGCUCUGUUGGAUUGUCGUGCUGAUAUCCAUGCUCAGAAUAAGGCUGGAGAGACGGCUGUGAGGGUGGCAUCGAGACAUCCCUUCGGACGGGAGGUGUUUAGGUUUUUGUGUGCGAGGGGAGCUGACAUAAGUGAGGUUCCGAGGCCCUGGUGGAAUUUUGACUGAGCAGUAAGGGAACUGCAUCGAGGGAAGUCUGGAUAUAUACAUGAGUUGACAGACUCUGACUGAUUCACCGUCCGACGUCAC